AAAGAGGAGGAAGGGUCGCGGUGAGAUUGGAAGAAGCAAUGAGGGACCGGAGAAGGGGGUCGCGCUGACGAAGGAGGGGUGGGAUUUGAGCUAGCGGCCAGCGGGGCGAUUCUCGAAACUCCACUCCGUCCGUUCAACUGAGUACACGCGCGCUUCCCGCCCACAGCAACGCAAAGCAGCGCGCGCCUACGAUGUUGUGAAUGAGGGAGUGGGGUGACGUCAGCGGCCGAAUGUCAACAAUGUAGCCACUGAGAGUAGGCGUUCCAGUUGAGUGUAACAAACAGCGGAGACGGAGCGGCAAGCCGCGAAGGAUCACACAGCGCACAUUGCUACAGGCGCGCACGCGCGCGCACGUCAACAACAGACCGUAGAAUUACAGACUGGGUUGUUUUUUUUUUUGUUUUUUUGCUUUACGUCGUUCGUGUAAUCGAGAAAAAAAACACGCUAGUUGCGGCGACUAGAAGGGACUCACCUACUGCAGCCGGGAAGCUUUGAGGAAACGACAAAGCCAGCCAUCAUGUGAAAGAACUUAUAUGGGAAACAGACAAAAGGGCUGGAAAACGAGAGAAAUAAAAAGUAAAAGGGCCGCCCUCCCCACGCUGCGCCGAGCUGCCAAUCAUCUGUCCCACCUCGGAUCGUUCUGACUGACAGUGAUGUGUCCUCAUGCUGCUCGUGGAUAAAUGAUCACUAAUCAGCCCCCGAAGAUGAAGGACAAGUCUCUCUGCCAGUGGGGGAAGGGAUGUGGAGCCUACCAGUUCAUCUGAGGCCCGCUGUCACACCUCGGACAGGACAGGACUUAUUAGUUGACAAACUCACCACAGAGGAAUAAAAAAAAGCAUCAAAAGAGGGUGUGAGCGGCAUGUCCGUGGAUGAGAAGACUGAAGACCCCAUGUAUGUGUAUGAGUCGACGGUUCAUUGUACCAAUAUCCUCCUCUGCCUUAAUGACCAGCGGAAGCAGGAUAUCUUGUGUGAUGUGACUGUCCUGGUGGAGGGCAAGGAAUUCCGAGGGCACCGGGCCGUGCUGGCUGCCUGCAGCGAGUAUUUUCUCCAGGCGCUGGUUGGCCAAGCAGAGAAUGCCUUGGUGGUUAGCCUUCCAGAAGAGGUCACUGCCAGGGGAUUCGCCCCAUUGUUGCAGUUUGCCUACACUGCGAAGCUUUUACUCAGCAGAGAAAACAUCCAGGAGGUCAUCCGCUGUGCAGAAUUCCUGCGCAUGCACAACCUCGAGGACUCCUGCUUUCGCUUCCUGGAGGCUCAGCUACGAAGAGAGGAGGACAACCUCAUGCUUUGCCACAGGGGGGCACCGGAGGCUAUCAACUCAGAGGAUGAAAGCAUGCAGUCAGAGUGUGAAAGACCCACCUCCCCCAGGACACGGCAUUGUGAAGACACCCUGGGAUCCUUUCAGAGUCCUGAUGAUGACAGGUUAGCAAUGACUGUGUCCAGUAACUUGACAGAUGGCCAGCUGGACUUUGAGCGACAUGGAGCAUCAGAUCUACCACGAUGCCCUAAGUACAGAAAAUAUCAGUGGGCUUGUAACAAGCACAAUAAUGACACCUCCUCACACACCAGUACCUCAGGUUUUCCAAGCACAAUUAAGGAGAGCAGCAUCAGUGGGGUUCUGCCGGGUCAGGGCAGGUUGCCCGUGACACAGAUAAAAGUUGAACCGCAGGCAGAGGAAGAGGCCAUCUCAUUGUGCCUGUCAGGAGAUGAACAGGAUGUCAGGGACAAGGACAGUGUGACAGCUAUGGAAAUGGAUAACCCCUUAUCUCUCGAAAGAACCAAGAGAAACAAGUCCUCAUCUUGCCUCCAAGCCUACUUCAAGAAAGGAAUAGACCUUCCUAGUCUGUCCAACACUUCACAGCAGCUACUCACCAACAGACUUGUCUGCCCCCAGGACAAAGGAAACUCUCAGGGAGAUCACAAAAAAGACUUCAGGCCUUUUACUGGGGAGCUGGAUCUGUCUGUUACAUCCCCAAAGGAGGUAGAUAGUUUCCCUGCAGGGUUGUCUCUGAAGUCUGCUUCCUGUGAUGGUGUCUGCAAACAGGAAGUUGAGCUAGACCGCCGUAGUGUCAUAUUUUCCUCAGGGGCCUCCAACCGUCUGGGACCGCCAGCACAUUCCUACCCUGGUGGGAACUCUUUGGAGAUGGAGCUUUCUGAGCAAGUGACAAAAGGACUGUGGGCUGAAGCCUGCCAGUCCCUCCCGAACUCCCAGGCUUAUUCUCCCAGCACCACUUCCUCUGAGCCCCCAGUCCUGUCGCGUCCACGCCCCAACACCAGCUGCCCAGUGCCAAUCAAAGUAUGCCCACGGUCGCCUCCUUGUGAGACGCGCACCAGAACUUCCAGCUCUUGCUCCUCUUACUCCUAUGCGGAGGACGGUAGUGGAGGCUCUCCCUGCAGCCUGCCCCAGUUUGAGUUCUCCUCCUCACCAUGCUCCAACGUGGCACGAUGCCUCAAUGUGGACCAGCAGGAGCAAAGUGUGGGAGGGGAUGCUCGUUUCAACCAGGUGCGACCCAAAAUCAAAUGUGAGCAGUCCUAUGGAACCAACUCAAGCGACGAGUCCGGCUCCUUCUCAGAAGGAGACAGUGAGUCAUGCCAUGCUCAAGAGCGAGGGCCGGAGGUGAAGCUUCCUUUUCCUAUUGAUCAAAUCACAAAUCUUCCACGGAAUGACUUCCAAAUGUUGGUCAAAAUGCACAAACUGACAUCAGAGCAACUUGAGUUCAUCCAUGAUGUGAGGCGGCGGAGCAAGAAUCGCAUCGCAGCGCAGCGUUGUCGCAAAAGGAAGCUUGACUGCAUUCUGAACCUGGAGUGUGAGAUCAGAAAACUAGAGUGCGAGAAAGAGAAGCUACUGACAGAGAGGAACCAGCUGAAAGCCUGUAUGGGAGAGCUGUGGGAGAACUUCUCCUGCCUGUCCCAGGAGGUGUGCCGGGACGUCCAACUGAGCCCAGAGCAGGUCCAGUCCUUACACCACUACUGCCCUGUGCUGCGGCCCCCCAACUCCACUGCCAGCAACAACGCAGCCCACGAGCCCAGACAUGCCGCCAUCAGCACCCCGGCCAGCACCAGCAUCGACCUCACAGGCCACUCUGGCUCUGCCACCCCUGAACCCAGCUUCCUGGGGUCACCGGGACCCUCAGAGAACGAGCCUGAAUCUGCCGUCAGGAACGGGGCAGAUCAGGAUAUGGGGGGCCGCGACACCAGCUUGUACUCCACAUCAGAGUCUGUGGAAAAAUCCAACCAAACAGUAACGGUAGAUUUUUGCCAGGAAAUGACUGAGAAAUGUACAACUGACGAGCAGCCAAGGAAAGACAAUACCAAGUAGAGGUGGAUCUUUAUUCAGUUGUUUUGAAUGUUUUUCUAUUAUUUAAUUUUACUCCUCUGACUAACCCUUUCUCUGGGUUGUGAGAUGGUCAGCCUCUGCCAGUGUUCACUGAAAAACAAGCUUUGUAUUUAUGUCAUUUUGUGUUGUUUUCGUUUCUGUAUGUUUUGUUGAAAUGGUUGACACUAAAAUUGUCUUAACAGCAGCAAUACUGUUCUGCAGGCAUUCUCCUCUUACCCUGACAGAGUGGGAACCUCUCACCAAACUCGUACUAUGGUGCUAUACCCGGCCAGCCGGCAGGAGCCUCUGCAGGGAAGACUGCCGUUCAUUUGUCACACAUCACAACUUCAAGUUGAACCUCAUUGGACCUAAGCAGCAGCUCUCUUUUUAUACAAACAGGAUCUCUGUUUCUUCCUGUUUGCUGUCCUUUUCUCCUUCUACUGCUCCGUCUUCAGGUGUACUCACACACACAUGCACACGCACACUGCUUCCCCAUUGGGUUCCAGACCUGCUCUAGAGAUGUAGAAACACAAAUGUGUGCAGAAUCACCUCUAAAUUACUUCUUGAGAGUAUAAAGGCAACUACUUAUUAACCCCACAUGACAGAAACCAAAUUUUUCAAUGUCAUUUUUUAUCAGCAUACAAUCCUGAUGAUACCUUCAAACUGUGAGAUGUUUCUUCUAAUUAUUCUGAAAAUCUCCUGAUGAUUUUAGCACAAACACUUUGGUCCUGAUUUCCACAUUUCUGUAGGCUGCCUAACAGGUUUAACAUUUCCAGGUCAAUGAGGCUAAAAUAUUACAGAAUGUAACCUGUAAGAUUUUAUCUCUGAGGAAUCCGUUUGUUCAGUUUGUAGCCGAAAAACUGUAAUCAUUUGCAUUAUUGUUUUGUUUUUUUUGUACUUCAAGAUUCUUCCAGCAUGGAGAUUGUGACUUCUAGCUACAAAUGGAGGGCAUAUUAAUUUGGGAGUAUUUCACAUUGGACAGCAUUUCUUUAAAGUAUCAUCAACAUCAAGAUAAAUCAUCAUGAAAGUGAAUCUUCUGUCACAGAAUGCAAACAUUUUGCUCAAUCAAGAGCAGAGUUUUAUCAAUAAGUGUUUAGUGCAGAUCCAGUUUUUCCAGAAUGAUGUCAACAGAGAUUUUGAGCAGCUCUGGCAGUAACUUCUUCAAGAAAGUUCUGAUGAGAUUCUGCACACAUUAGUGUAAACUUCUCAGAUGUUUGUGUGUGAAAGCAGCUCGUUAGUCUCUCUCUGCCUCUGUCUACCUCUCUCAGUCCCUCACUCUCUCUCUCUUCUAUGAUUAUAUCUCAGUGGCUCUUUUGGUCACAAGAAUUCAAACUCAGGAAAAAACAAUCCUCUGAAUGUUCAACCUAAUUCAUUGAAAAUGAGAUGAGAGAUUCUGUACAAUAGGAAGUUACAAUGCAGUGAGACUGUAAAAUGUUCAUAUGCAAAAAAAAAAAAAAAAAUGUUUUCAGGCAUUUCUUAUUUGUAUUUCUGUACAGGAGAACUUUGUACAGCCUGUAACUGAGAACAUUCCUUCUAUGCCUUCCACAGCACUGAAUUGAAAGGAGAAUAAGGUGAUUAGAUGGCUAUUUUUAUUUCCCACUCAUCAGCAAUACCAUUGUAUUUGGAUGUUGUAUCAGUGAUUUUUCAAAUGUUUGUUUGGCAGAUGUGUAUAUAGUAUGGAGCAUGAUGACUGUAACAGUGAUUUUUGUACAUGUAGAAACGUAGGUGUUUCUUUUUAUUUCACUUGGGUUAUAUCAAGCACCUUUCUAAGGGAAAACUUUUUCUUUGCUGUUUCCUGUCCUGCCUAAUGAAUACUUUCCAUCAUGGUGGGUGUUCUUAUACUCAGGAAAUCAGCUCAAUACAUGAGUACACGCACACAAAACACACACAGCAUGCAUCCAUAAACAAUCAUCAGCCCCUUGCAUGUUUAGAAAUGACCCAUGAGAAUAUAUUUUACGGACUGGCUCAGGCCAGCCCAGCUUCACCUUUGGCUCCUUUUUAAAUGUGAAAAACUUCCCCUCAUGUUCUUUCUCCCCAUGUUGCUUACUUCCUAUUAUAGCAGUAUUUAAAGAUGCUAUUUGUGUAAGCUCUCACAUUUUGCUAUUGACAUUUUAAAAUUUAUCCAAGAAAUAAAGUAAAGAAUGAAUGAAUGAAUUUAGGCACUUUGUUUCUGGCCCCGAGCGCUCAGAGCCAUUAGCACUUCAGCUACAGUCUUUGUCUUUAUUUUCUUCUAAGUCUGAACCUGGAGCACUUAAAUUGGCCCUGCAAGACAAAAUGUUUUUGAUGUCAUUAUACGUCGAUGAAGAUCUAAAAGAAGUUAAUGUUUUAGUAUAUAAUUAUUCUCAACUUUGCUUUGUGUUUUCAUUAGUAAUGAAAUAAGCUAAUUCCUGAUUGAGUUGACAUGUAAGUGGUGUGUGUGUUUUCCAAAUGACUGAAUACCAAUCCUGUAAGGUCCCGUAAGGUCCUGUAAGGUCCUGUAAGGUCCCGUAAGGUCCCGUAAGGUCCUGUAAGGUCGUAAAAUUGUUGCAUUGAUUGUGUUUGAUCAUCCAUCUCUGUGAUGUGCAUGCUGCAUAGAACUAUAAGAGUGGUUAGUUGGUCAAGCUUAUGUUUUGCCUUGUAAGUUCUCUCUUCUUUUAAAAUGCUUUUAAAAAUUGUUUCCCAAAAUGUUCUGUAUAAAGAAAUUUAACUGUAUCAAACCUCACCAGAGGCAAGCUACACGCAAGUACAAGCAGGGUUGAAUUCAGCAUGAAACUUUGUUGCUAUUUCUUCUCUUUAAAGUCCCAAUUCUAAAGGUAUGUACCUGUGAUGGUGUCGCUUCUGUUCUACUGAGCAUUUCAACUAAGGCAUAAAUAACUAUGCUAACUUUGCUAUUUUAUCUGUCAAAGUCAGUUUUCAAAGUCUACCGCCACCUCUGUCCUUGGCAUUAUCCAACCUUGUGAUCUAUAUGGGUUCAACCAUGAACCCUGUUCCUCUUUGGCAAUUCUUCUACCUCCUCUGAACAUCUUCCUCAGCCUUCCCUUUCCUACAGUGAUUCCAUAUUGCUCCACCUGAGCUGUCCCUCUCAUAUAUUCAUUCCUAACCAUGUUCAUUGGGGUCACUUUCAGUGAAAACGUGACUUUGUCCAGCUCUGCUGGCUCUAUCUCCAUCUCCAGUUCCUGUUUGUAGAGCCAGCUGUGAAGCCUUCAUCUCAACAGGUCUCGCUGCCAUUCUUUGUCCCAGUCUUCCCCUCUCAGGUGUUCUGCCUGCUGCUGUGGACAGCUGACUCCAGGUACUUUAACACCUGUUCUGCUUUCAGCUUCAAUGUUCCACCUGUGUCCCAUUGAUCCCACCUUACCCUCCCAUUAACUUCUGGUAGACUAUGGUAGAAACAAAUAUAUAAUGAUCUCCAUAAAACUGAUCACUAGCCAAUGGUUUUCCUAAAGCAUAACAGAAGCUUCUGCAAGGUUUUUCUGUCAACCUGUCUGAUUGAUGCUGUGCUUCUUUCUUGUCUCUUCUUGUCAGACUAACACAGGAUUGGGACUUUAAAGUUUGGAUGAGAUUUUUUAAACGUUGUUCCUCCUAACUUUUUCUGAUGUAAAUUUUAGAUUAAGAUCUCAUUGGUUGUUCCUUUCUGUUUUUCAGCAGGAUAGUGUCUAAAUGUACUUCUCUACCCCAUCUUUAAAUUGUUAGGAUUGAUCCCUUUCAUAGAAUGCAAACAUGCACAAGCUCAUGUUCAUGUUACACAUACCACACAUACACAGGUUUGGAGCAGUAGUAAUGACAUUUAAAUAUAUAUUUCUACAUAUAUGAUGUUUUUGCUUGUUUCGUUUUUAUGUGCUGUUUCCUUUCAUGAACACACUCCAGAAGAAGCCCUAUGUUGACAGUUUUAGUUAGCAGAAAGAAAUUAUUAAAAUCUAAGAUCUACAUUGGACAAUUUUCUGUAAGAUUAGACCUGAAGAUUACUCUCUUUUUCUCUUGAGAAAUGUAGCCAAAGUUUAUCAGAGGCUCCUGAGAUGAUCUAAUACUUCUACAGAGAACACAGACUCUUCUGAACAUAUUUUGCUGAUUAAUCUGAAUUUCCAAAUAUAAUCCCACUGAACUAAGGUUUCUAAGGUUUAGUCCCUGCUUUAGGUCGAGACUUUUAUGAUUUUUUUAUGCUCUCUUAAUGCUGAAAGGGUCACCCUACCAUGUAAACGAUCUUAAAUUAAUCUUGGGACGUUUGGGUUUAAGCAACAAAGAGAAAAUGGUUUUAUUUUCCAUUUCCUCUUUUUAGUUGACAACAAAAUGUCUUUUACCACUGGAUGCUACUUAAAUUUGUGUCACCAAGUUUUAAUGAAUACUCUGUAUAUUUCAUCACUUUAUACCAGUAACAUGCACAUACCAAAGCUGUCUGCAUGGUGUGAGUAGAUGUCAGUCAGCCAAGGAUGUUUUAUUGCUAAUUCAGUGAAGCAUACCAUUGAAACCUUAGGGUGGCGAGUACUUAAACAUGCUCUGGAUAUCACUCUGAAGCAGGGAGUAGAAAAGCAGUGAGCUGAAUAGAUUUUGGAUUUUUCUGCUCAUGAUGUUGGAGUAUUUUCUUUUCUUCAGGUGACAGUAUUGCCACCAUGAACAAGCUCUGUAUUUGCCCUCUGAUGAAUGUUGAGUUUUGACAUUCUUUUUUUUUUCUCAAUCUGAUUUUGAUCUCCUGUGACUGUGUGCAAGCAGCACAACACAAGCGAUUCUUUAUUUGGUGUGGGGUUAGCGGGGAGGAAGGAGAUGAGAUCAACAAAUUCAGUCUGGUUACUGUUAAACCAAAAUUAGGAGCUGGAAGGUGCUGACAAGCUAUGCAGACGAAAAGCAGAUGCAGAUUUGGUUUGAAUUCCUCUUUGUGUUAAAUCAGAUGCAAACCAAUCAGAUUGAUUAUAGACAAACUUUAUUUCUUGUUAUAUGCAUGAAUUGAAAGAAAGUAUUGUUGACAUGAGUUGGUUUCCAGGUUGCUUUGUGCAGGUCAAACAUAGUUACAACAGUAUGAUUUAUAUAUAAACAAGUUGUAGCUCUGUAAAAUUAACCCACUCAUCUUUCUAUUUAGUUUUGUUACAUUUCCUUUUUUCUUUUUUUCUUUUUUUUUGUUUCUGCUUCUCUGACACUGGCUUUUGCAACUCCAAAGGUUGUUCUGAAAAAUAUGAACAAAAACAUGCCUUUUUACAGAUUACUAGACUUAAUUUUUAUUAACAAAAGAAAAUGUGUGUUAUUUAAAUGCACAGGUUAAAAUCAUUCAGUGAAAUCUAAAUGUAAUAUGUUUACAGAUAGGUGUCAUGUCAUGUUUGAUCUAUUCUUCUCCAUGUAAGAGGCAAAGAAUGAGUUCCUCUGACCUUGUGUUUCAUCCAACUUUUCGGAUGCCUCAGUAUUACAUGGAUACAAGUGCACCUCCGAUAUUUGCCUUAGAACUUGCAGAGGCCAUAGUUCACAUUCAAGUGAAGUGAGUGUAUGCAGGGGCCUGGGCCCCCAUCCCUGAGUAACCAGUGCAGACUUUUCUCACACUUAUCUACCUGUGAAAUCCUUCAUACCUCUCAUAACUGGUCAAUGACUGUAUCAGCAAACUGCAUCAGGUGUUUUUCUACAUGCUUUUACACAGAUUAAAUGGAUUAUUGUAUUGGUAGAUUUUGGUGCAUCAUUUUUAAUGUAAUAGCUUCUAAGCUUGUAGUUCAAGUUAUUUUUUCUUAUUUUUUUCUAGACUGUUUUGUGUUAAUAUUGUCCACUUGAAAUAGCUGUUAUUUGCUUAUUCUCUACUAAGAGUUCUUACCUAAAUUUUUAAUGCUACAUGACCCUAAUUAUUAAAGACUUAAUAACCAUGUAAAUACCUUGUUGUGCAACCCCCUUUUCAUUCAUUUCAAUUGCUAGUGUUAUAUAAAUGACUUUUUUGUCUAGACACCAUUUCUCUUUAUGAAAUAAAAAAACUUGC
This is a messenger RNA of Gambusia affinis (western mosquitofish), 9233 nucleotides long. RefSeq names its product BTB and CNC homology 1, basic leucine zipper transcription factor 2b (gene bach2b). The coding region runs from base 860 to 3316 and encodes 818 amino acids. The record is from RefSeq and is a predicted model, not a curated record. Gene Ontology annotation, molecular function: DNA-binding transcription factor activity, RNA polymerase II-specific; protein binding; RNA polymerase II cis-regulatory region sequence-specific DNA binding. Gene Ontology annotation, biological process: regulation of transcription by RNA polymerase II. The transcript is spliced from 7 exons. NCBI's taxonomy places the organism in Eukaryota, Metazoa, Chordata, Actinopteri, Cyprinodontiformes, Poeciliidae.